CCGCCACCCCACCCACCGCCAUCCCCACCCAGUCCGCAGCCCCUUCCAGUCCGCAGCUGUCGCCGGGCUCCCACUCCCGCCGCCGCCGCCGCCAGCCCAGAGGUGCCUCUGACUUCAUCUGCCACGCGAGCCAGAUCUUUCUCCGUCGGGAUCCUCAGCUAAGACCGCAGCCAUGCCGGUGACCGUGACGCGCACGACCAUCACCACCACGUCCUCCGCCUCGCCCACCGUGCUGGGCUCCCCGCGGGCGCUGACCCAGCCGCUGGGCCUGCUCCGCCUGCUGCAGCUGCUGUCCACCUGCGUGGCCUUCUCGCUGGUGGCCAGCGUCAACGCCUGGGUGGGCUUCUCGGGCAACUUCUGCAUGUUCGCCUGGUGCUUCUGCUUCGCCGUGACCCUCGUCAUCAUCGCCGUGGAGCUGGCCGGGCUGCAGGCCCGCUUCCCGCUGUCCUGGCGCAACUUCCCCAUCACCUUCGCCUGCUACGCCGCCCUCUUCUGCCUGACGGCCUCCGUCCUCUACCCGGCCACCUACGUCCAGUUCAUGGGCCAGGGCCGCUCGCGCGACCACGCCAUCGCCGCCACCGCCUUCUCCUGCCUGGCCUGCCUGGCCUACGCCACCGAGGUGGCCUGGACCCGGGCCCGGCCCGGCGAGGUCACCGGCUACAUGGCCACCGUGCCGGGCCUGCUCAAGGUGGUGGAGACCUUCGUGGCCUGCAUCAUCUUCGCCUUCAUCAGCGACCCCUACAUGUACAAGGACCGGCCGGCGCUGGAGUGGUGCGUGGCCGUCUACGCCAUCUGCUUCAUCCUGGCGGCCGUGGCCAUCCUGCUCAACCUGUUCGACUGCACCAACGCCCUGCCGGUGCCCUUCCCCACCUUCCUGUCCGGCCUGGCGCUCCUGUCCGUGCUGUGCUACGCCUCCGCCAUGGUCCUGUGGCCGCUCUACCAGUUCGACGAGAAGCACGGCGGCCAGCCCCGGCGCGCCAGGGACCCCAGCUGCCGGGGCAGCCACGUCCAGUACGUGUGCCCCUGGGACCGCCGCCUGGCGGUGGCCAUCCUCACCGCCAUCAACCUGCUGGCCUACGUGGCCGACCUGGUGCACUCGGCCCACCUGGUCUUCGUCCGGGUCUGAGGCGUGCCAUCCGGGACCCGCCCGACUCCCUCUCUCUCUCUCUUUCUCUCUCUCUCUCUCUCUCCUCUCCUCUCUCUCUCUCUCUCUCUUUCUCUCUCUCCCUCUCUCUCUCCCUCUCUCUCUCACCAGGGUGUCUCUGAUCUCCUCCCAAGUCCUCCCCCUGCAUCUCCUC
This is a messenger RNA of Pipistrellus kuhlii (Kuhl's pipistrelle), 1298 nucleotides long. It is a transcript of the gene MYADM, whose product is annotated as myeloid associated differentiation marker. Gene Ontology annotation, cellular component: cell-cell junction; plasma membrane. NCBI's taxonomy places the organism in Eukaryota, Metazoa, Chordata, Mammalia, Chiroptera, Vespertilionidae. The coding region runs from base 173 to 1126 and encodes 317 amino acids. The record is from RefSeq and is a predicted model, not a curated record. The transcript has 3 exons.